AGAUUAUAUCACUAAAGUAGCAAUUGAACAUAAUAGUGACGUACCAUUUAGGAUAAGUUAUUUAUUCGCCUAUAAUAAAUAGUUAAUUCUCAUUAUAUGAAUAGAUAAGAACUGCAUCAAAAUGUUAAAAGAAUCAAUUUCCGACAAAUUAGAAAUUACUUAUCAUUUAAGUAAAAUAUUCGUGUGUAAAUUACUUUGGGAAAUUCCAUAUUCUAAAAACCACGUUGAUAAAGAUUUUAACGUUGACACUCUAUUUCAAUUGGAUAAAAUUUUUGAGACCCAGGUGGAGAUCGAUGAAAACACUGGAAUAUAUUAUUGCUCGGUAAAGACUAUUUCGAAUUCUUUGAAAAAUAUGGAUAUUUCUCAUCAUUCUUUAAUUUUACCCUCCCUCGCUUUACAUAUAACAAUGAAUGGUAACGAUAUGGACGAAUCUUCUCUGCUUUCUAAUCUACGAUUAUCAUACCAUCCACCUUUUCGUCUCGAACCCAACAUAUUAUUUGUAUCAUCUGAUAAUACCGAAACAUAUUUCAAAAUUAUAUCACCUUCAAAAAAUAUAUUAUUCACUAUACAGUUUCUUCCUUCAGAAUCUCAAUCCGAUUUUAAUAUUAUUGAAAUAAUACCUCCAGAGAAUCAAAAUCGCAACAUUGCUAUUUAUACUUUAAAACUUAAUGUGAAAUCUAAAGAUUAUCUUUUAGCAGAGAAGGAUAUAGCAUACACUAUAUAUGUUUAUAGUCCACUAAGCGAUCAAAAAGAAAACAUGUUAAUAAACAUUAAAAAUAAUGGAAAAAAUUUUAUGGCACACGGAACAAUUAAAAAUUGUGUUAAAAAUGAACUUAAAGCCAAGUCAGAUCUUAGAUUUUCCGGAUUUUUUACGUUUUUAUACCAAGAUUAUCAGGAAUGGUUAUAUUGGUUAGCAAUCAUAGCAAUAUCCAUUUUUUGCGCCAUAUUUGCUUGGUUCAUAUUGUAUUCAGAAUUAUUUCAACCUACAAACUAUCCUUUCAAUCCUUAUUGGUCUCCGCAAAAGCCUUCAUGGGGGACUCCUUUAAGAACAGACGGUAACCUUCAUUACAAAUUUUCUCCAUCGAACGUUAAAGCAAACACUCAAACCAGAUCUCAGAAUUAUGCCACAAUUGAAGCUGAACCAAAAAAUUAUAAUUCGAACAGAAGUGAUACCCGAUUAUGGAGUACAACAAGAAAAAAUUUCAACAAUUCUGCUAAUAACAUAUUAAAUCUCUCAAAAUCAUUCGGAUCGAUGUUAAGUCCUUCAAAAUUUGCAUCUUAUGAUAGUGACAAUGAUAAUUACUAAAAUUUGAGAUAAAUAUAAUCUUAAAAAAUAAUUACAAUUCUUUUAAAAAUGUUAAUAUUAAAUUUUAUAUACCUAUUAAAAUUUAUAUGAUUUGACACGAAUUUGUUUAUUGUAAAAGAAAAUAUUAUAU
Gordionus sp. m RMFG-2023 is the source of this 1436-nucleotide messenger RNA. RefSeq lists its product as uncharacterized. The record is from RefSeq and is a predicted model, not a curated record. NCBI's taxonomy places the organism in Eukaryota, Metazoa, Nematomorpha, Gordioida, Chordodea, Parachordodidae. The coding region runs from base 122 to 1306 and encodes 394 amino acids. The transcript is spliced from 6 exons.